This is a messenger RNA of Miscanthus lutarioriparius, 1152 nucleotides long. The record is from the annotation of a GenBank genome assembly. Lineage: Eukaryota; Viridiplantae; Streptophyta; Magnoliopsida; Poales; Poaceae.
AUGGGUUUCCUUGCAGACCAACUUCACCAUGUCGCUGCAGCAGGAAACCCUGUCCCAGUCCUCGCUGCUCCCGGCGCCGGCGUCGACAACGUCCAUGGCAGGCUAGAGUCGGAAGAGAGGGACUGGGCGAAUCUAGUCCAGGACGCUGUUAGGGAGAUCGGUGAGAAGCUGCUCGCGAUCGAUGCGACGGAAUACAUCCGCCUGAGAGCGGUCUGCAAGCCGUUGAGAAGCUCCACCGAUAACGAUAAUCGUCCAAGCUGGGAACCGUGUUUCUUCCCCAGGAACUGGGUGAUGCUUCACGAGGACGGGGAUGACGACGACGAGGCUCCUGUAGAACCGGCAGCGCUCCGUCGCCGCCGCUUUGUGAACGUGCGCACAGGUGCUGCGCUCUGGAUCCAGCUGCCGUCCUUUGAGGAGUAUGGCGAUUUCCUCGCCGUCACCGAGGGGCUCUUGCUUUUCUACUGUAAGCGCACCAAAACGUUUCUCCGAGGUGCCAGGCCUGGAGGAGAGCCAGAGCUCACCGCUGCCGCGGUCGUCGUCGACAGGAGGAAUACACCAGGGGGACAAGCCAUUAUUGUUCCCAACGUGGUGCUUGUCUUGGUCUCUCGACUCUCGCCGCCCAGGCACAGCACCGUGAUUCUUUGUGCCAGGCCUGGCGACUAUCACUGGGGCACCGUCGAUGCUGGCGUGGUCGAGGCGGUGGACGGCGGCGUGCUGCCGUUCGAGGGUGGCCUCACGCUGCAGGGGCGUUUCUACAUCCCAACGUGCCACGGCGACGUGCUCAGGGUUGAGCUCCACCCACAGCCUCACCUGGUGUACGUGGCUAGGCCGCCCGGUCGUGCUCGCUGCAGAUGCUGUGCUCAUGACGUGACCUCCUACCUGGUGCCCUCUCUGGAUGAUGCAAGUGGCAUAGGUGAGAACGAUGGGAUGUUGCUGGUGCGUGUCUUUGCCGAUGACCAAACUGAUGUCCGAAGGGUGCACCUUGGCAAUGGGAGCUACAGCCCAUUACCUCCACUUAGCAACCGUACCAUCUUUCUUCCUGGGCUGACACUCCUGACGGACAGGUUCCUUCGCUGGUUGAGCAAGGAGAAGAAGGAUAUGUGCACCUGCAUGAGCACAUUGAGGAUUACAUUGGCGACGUCGCUUAAUUAG